This is a messenger RNA of Seminavis robusta, 537 nucleotides long. Lineage: Eukaryota; Bacillariophyta; Bacillariophyceae; Naviculales; Naviculaceae. The record is from the annotation of a GenBank genome assembly.
AUGCGACCGGAAUUUGCAGAGUAUGGAAAAAAUCGAUUUGGUCCGAAUCUGCGUAAUCUCCAGAGUGCCAUAGCACGAGACUACAACAGAAUGGCCAAAGAUUGCGCGUACUUUGGCAAUGAUAUGUCUGUGUUGCUGGAGCAACGAAAGGAGAACCCUCCUGUAGAGAGAUCGUGGCACACAUCUGAAGCCAAAACACUACUUGAAGAAGAUAUCACCAAUGGCAUUCAUUUGUCAAUUGACCAAGAGACUGGCAAGAAGAUAGAGCCAAAAGCAAUUUACAGAUUGAGACCUGAAUAUCGUGAGUUCACUCUGAAAGUGUUCCGCAAUCAUAUCUACCAAGAAGUCAAGAGACGGGAGAAGAUCGAAUCAAAGCAUCGAUUUGGAAAGAAGAAGCUUCGAAAUCCAGCUGCAGUGGCACACCCACAUUUGGUUGCUUUGGCUCAGCUCGGAGAAGAAAAGACCAAAGAAAGUGUAGCUAAGAAAAUAGCACUGAGAAUUCAGAACAAAAAGAAAGGACGGGGGAAACAAGCCUGA